GUUCUUGACAAAAAGGUUUAGCUAAUUGAGAACAAUUUGAUUCUCUUGUUGAUUUAGAUUAAUAUUCAUUUUGUGUUUUAAUUAAUUUAAAUUGAAUUUUAAUUUUGUUUCUUUCAUCAGUUGAUUUACAUGAUGAGUCUAACAAUGAACCGAUUAAUUGUUAAAAAUGGAAAACAAUUCCUCUCUCUUACUUCAUCUUCUCAUCUACCGGGUCAGAGAAUCACCAACACAGCUAAUAAUCAAGCUGCUUCGGCUGCUGCUGCUGUAAAGGAAUCAACUGAAGAUUCAGUUGAUGUGAAGAUUAAAAAGUUCAUGGUUUAUCGUUGGAAUCCUGAAACUCCUGAAGUUAAACCUUACAUGCAAACAUAUGAUGUUGACUUAAAUUCUUGUGGACCUAUGGUACUUGAUGCUCUCAUUAAAAUCAAAAAUGAAUUGGAUCCAACCUUGACUUUCAGACGCUCUUGUCGAGAAGGUAUCUGUGGUUCCUGUGCUAUGAAUAUCGGAGGUGGUAAUACACUUGCUUGCAUCAGUAAAAUCGACUCCAAUCUUGAUAAACCAAUGAAAAUCUAUCCUUUACCUCACAUGUAUGUGGUCAAAGAUCUGGUUCCAGAUAUGAAUCAUUUCUAUGAACAGUAUCGAUCAAUUCAACCCUGGUUACAGAAAAAGGAUGAAUCUGGUUUUGGAAAGAAACAAAAUUUACAAAGUAUCGAUGAUCGUAAGAAACUUGAUGGACUUUAUGAGUGUAUAUUGUGCGCCUGUUGUUCAACCUCAUGUCCAAGUUAUUGGUGGAAUAGUGACCGUUACCUUGGACCCGCUGUUCUCAUGCAAGCCUAUCGUUGGAUAAUCGAUUCGAGAGAUGAAUCAACAGAGAAACGAUUAGAUAAACUUAGAGAUCCAUUCUCAGUUUAUCGAUGUCACACAAUUAUGAACUGUUCACGAACAUGUCCAAAGAAUUUAAAUCCAGGACAAGCAAUCGGCGAAUUAAAGAAACUUCUAGCUGGAUGGUCAAAAAAGGGAGAACCACAAUUAUCAGGACAAGCUUAAUUAACUUUUUAAUUCACUCUCAGAACUCUUUCUCUCUCUUUCAAAAGAUUUAAUUUAAUUCAUUCAUCUUUUUAAAUCCAUUAGGGAGAAAUUAAAAGAAAAUCGGAUAUUUGGUCUCGGUUAAAACACGAAUAAUAUACAUACAUACAAAACAUACACACACACACACAAAUCGUAAUAUAUACAAUUAAUUAAUAAUGAAAAAUAUUAAUUCUCUUAAGGUUAAUUGUAUAAAGUAUUCACAAGAACUAAAAAAAGUAAUCUGUAAAUUCAAUUCAGAGAGUGAGAAAAAUCUGGAGAAUUAAAUUUAACUCUGCAAUAAGUUAA
This is a messenger RNA of Panonychus citri (citrus red mite), 1371 nucleotides long. It is a transcript of the gene SdhB, whose product is annotated as succinate dehydrogenase [ubiquinone] iron-sulfur subunit, mitochondrial-like. Gene Ontology annotation, cellular component: mitochondrial membrane. Lineage: Eukaryota; Metazoa; Arthropoda; Arachnida; Trombidiformes; Tetranychidae. Gene Ontology annotation, molecular function: 2 iron, 2 sulfur cluster binding; electron transfer activity. The transcript has 4 exons. Bases 130 to 1044 code for a protein of 304 amino acids. Gene Ontology annotation, biological process: tricarboxylic acid cycle; aerobic respiration; respiratory electron transport chain. The record is from RefSeq and is a predicted model, not a curated record.